Molecule: messenger RNA, 2047 nt
Organism: Cataglyphis hispanica
Lineage: Eukaryota; Metazoa; Arthropoda; Insecta; Hymenoptera; Formicidae
Product: tubulin epsilon chain-like
Exons: 10
Coding region: 204-1586 (460 amino acids)
Biological process (GO): mitotic cell cycle; microtubule cytoskeleton organization
Cellular component (GO): microtubule; cytoplasm
Molecular function (GO): GTP binding; structural constituent of cytoskeleton
Source: RefSeq, a predicted model, not a curated record
UAACGUAGUGUAGAAAGAAACAGAUUCAAUUGCUAAUCGUGUCAACAUUUUUCGAUCAUCCUUGAGUCCAACGUUCACCGCGGGCUUACUUGAUAUGCACAAAAAUAACAAAUGUUUACAGCGAGAAAAAUAAUUUUCAUUAUAGAAAUCCUCAUGACUUAAUAACGAACGAUACACGAUUUAGAGAUUCUGAUUAUAUAAUAAUGAGCCAAUUUAUUACAAUACAAGUUGGUCAAUGCGGGAAUCAAAUAGGUUCAGCUUUUUGGCCCUUAGCCUUGCAUGAGUAUGGUAUUCAGACUACUAGCGGUGGUGUAAAUUUACUCAAAGUACAACGAAAUCAUGUCAAGCACAUCAGUGAUCUAUCGGAUGCAUUUCCCAGUUUCUUUCACGUCCCAGUUAAUACAGAUAACUUGAAUUUCGAAAAUGUAGGUGAUCUAAACAAGGCAAAAGUUAGAGCUAGAGCUGUUUUGAUAGAUAUGGAAGACAGUGUAGUAUCUAGAUUUAAGCAAGGUCCAUUGCGUCAAUUAUUUGACCAAACGUGUACUGUAACAAAUUAUCCAGGAUCUGGAAACAAUUGGGCAAUAGGAUAUCAUGUUCAUGGUAGAGAAUAUCAUGAUCGGAUAGAGGAAAGUAUAAGACAUGUAGUUGAAAAAUGUGAUCGACUUCAUGGGUUUUUAUUAAUGCAUUCUUUGGGUGGAGGUACUGGAUCUGGAUUAGGCACAGCAACCUUGAAACUGUUAAAAGAUUAUUACUCUCAUGUAGAAAGGAUCGUAUCAUGUGUAUAUCCAGCAAAUAUGCAAGAUACUAUAACUGCUCCUUACAACACUUUACUUGCAACUCAUGAACUUAUAGAAUAUGCCACAUGUGUACUUCCCAUAGAAAACAAGGCUCUUUUAGAUAUAUGUAAUAGUCAAAUGAAUAAAAAAGAAAAUACAAAUCAAAUGAAUUAUAAUGCUUCAUGUAAACCAUUUCAAGAUAUGAACAGUAUUAUUGCCAAUAUGCUUUUACAUUUGACCAGCGGAUCCAGAUUUCCAGGAAGUUUAAAUAUGGAUAUGAAUGAAGUGGCUACAAAUCUAGUACCUUAUCCAAGAUUACAUUAUAUAUUUAGUAGUGUCAGUCCUAUAACUUUAUCUGCUCCAAAUAUGUGUACCAUACAAAAAACGAAGUUGCAAGAUGAAUUAUUUACUAAUGCAUGGUCGCGAAAUAAUCAACUAAUUAAAUUAGACCCUCUUCAAUCUACCUCUGUAGUUCUUGCUGCUGCACAUAUUGCAAGGGGAAAUACUACUUUAACUGAUAUAAAAAGAAAUGUUGAAAGAUUUCAAAACAAAUCAAAGUUUACUUCAUGGAGUAGGGAUUGUAUGAAAAUAGGAUUAUGUUCCAUUCCUCCAGCAGGACACUCUUCAUCAUUACUGUGUCUUCUUAAUUCAUCGGCUAUGUCUUUAUUAUUUAAAGAUGUAAUUAAAGAAUUUUCUAAAUUAUAUAAAAAAAAGGCACACAUUCAUCACUAUACACAAAUACAUGGAUUUGAAGACACACAUUUCAAUGAGAGCAAAGAAAAUAUUCUCAAUUUAUGGCACCCUGUAUAACUAGAGGGUCACGAAGAGGAGGGUGGCGGCUAGGAGGCGUACAUGGGAUGUGGGGUGACAGGCGUCGCGGUGGUGGCUUCGGUGCAGCCGCGAUGGCGGUGGCGACGUCGACGUUAGGGCGCCUGCGUGAACAGAAUCGCCGACGCAACGGCGGCGACGGCGACGACGACGAGGGCGACGACGACGACGAGGAGGCCGAUCAGCAAGUGCACGGACGGCCGGGCGAAUAUCGCCGAAUGCGCACGGUUUGACGCGCGAGGUCACACGACGACUUAUACUCGAAUACGGAGCAGUGGCAUGCCCCGAUCCGCGGCGCGGCCGCAGUGUUCCAAGAGUCGGCACGACGCACGAAUCGCACCGCUACGGCGCGCGCGCGCGCGAAAGGUACACACGACGACGACGCAGCAGCAACAGCAGCAGCAGCGGCGACAGAGGAGAGACCACGAAGUCGCGUCGCCGAA